This is a messenger RNA of Sinocyclocheilus grahami, 894 nucleotides long. RefSeq names its product proline-rich receptor-like protein kinase PERK2. Bases 129 to 575 code for a protein of 148 amino acids. Lineage: Eukaryota; Metazoa; Chordata; Actinopteri; Cypriniformes; Cyprinidae. The record is from RefSeq and is a predicted model, not a curated record. The transcript has 2 exons.
CUGUUUUGACCACUCUUGUGAAUAAAAGCUGCAUUUGGAUCCUCAACUCCGUUGUCACGCCUCCCGCGUUACAGAAUAAUCAGCCAACACCCGAACCCAGCAGCUUUAUUAGUGUAUCCAGGCCAGCCAUGAAUCCAGCAGCAAAAAUAAUUGGUCUCCGUCAAGGUCAUCCUUUGAGGGUGGUGAAUGGUCAGGAUUUGCCUUGGGACAGCAAGCCUCCAGCUACACCAAGCUUGGAGGAUCCCAGAUCUUCGUCUCCGGCCUUCGAGACCUGGUCUCCACUUUGGUCUGUCGACCCUUUGGUGUCGCCUUGGCUCAAAGCUCCCUCAUCUCCAUUGUGGCCCAUCAGUCCACCAACUACGCCAGGCUUCUUUGCUCCACCUUGGUCAUUCGUCGACCUGCCCUCGCCUCAGAACUACACUCCUCCGGCUUCGCCCCAUCCCUCCAGCUCUGUUGGGCUCCUCUCUCCCUCCUGCUCUGCCUUGGUCCUUGGUCGCUCCGUCUCCACCGCGGCCUUCUGGAACCACAUCUUCGCCUCGGUCGCCAGAGCCGUCGGCUCCACCAUGGCCCUCUGAUCCCUCAGUGUCACCCUGGCUCUUCGGCUCUCCGUCUUCGCCUUGGGCCCCCCGUCCACCGGCUCCGUUUCUGUCAGUCGGACCCCUGAGCCCUCCUGUUUCACUCCCCUCAUGGUUCCUCCCAUCAACUCCACCGUGGACUGUGAGUUGUUAUCGUAAUUCUGUUUGGAGCAUCUGGAAUCUGCUCUUAGUGGGGGGGGCUCUGUCACGAUAAGAGGUUUUGUCUUGAUUCUCUCCAGACUCCAUUCCCCAUAAACCCCUGCCAAGGAACUCAUUAUUGCACCACACCUGUUUCCUACCAGUGACACUAUAAAGGUUG